This is a messenger RNA of Parasteatoda tepidariorum (common house spider), 2720 nucleotides long. RefSeq names its product cell adhesion molecule Dscam1. Gene Ontology annotation, biological process: synapse assembly; homophilic cell-cell adhesion. Gene Ontology annotation, molecular function: protein binding. Lineage: Eukaryota; Metazoa; Arthropoda; Arachnida; Araneae; Theridiidae. Gene Ontology annotation, cellular component: synapse. The record is from RefSeq and is a predicted model, not a curated record.
UUAUUUGCAUUUUUGGUCACUGUGUGGCGCUACAAUACUAUUCGCAAGUUAGUUUGCCUUUAUGUACAAAUAAAAGGCAUUUCAUUGUGGUAGUACUAAUGCACGCGCCAUUACUUCGGUGUGGAAGAUACAAAUUAUAUUUGUCACUGCACUUAGCUAUUGUAGAUUUUCAAUAUACUUACACUCAUAUGAUCUUUACAAAAACUUGUCAGCAGUAUAAAGAAAACUAGAACCGGAAGUUAAACUCAAGGGCUUGCCUAAAUGGAAAUGAUCCUUGUUCUCAUCCUUGCAAGUUGUUUUCUCCCCAUAUUCGGUUUACGAAUUCCUAUAGUCGGCCCCAUGCAUUUUUCCAGCCAGCUUCAAAUUGGCAUGAGGACUAAUUUAAUGUGUACAGUUAUUGAUGGAGACUCUCCUUUCGAGUUUCUUUGGCUUAAAGAUGGUCGACAACUCAAUCCGAAGGAUUCGAUUAAAAUUGAAAAAUUAAACGACUUUACAUCCAUUUUGACCAUAACCACACUUGAUGUAGGCAGCGUUGGUAAUUACACAUGUCGGGCAUCAAAUACUGCGGGCUAUGAUGAAAAGUACGAGAUAUUAAAUAUGAAAGUGUCACCGCAGUGGGUGCAUGAACCGAGAGAUACAUCAGCAAUGGGAGGUCAGACAGCCGUCUUGGAUUGCUCCACAAGAGGAUAUCCAAAGCCUUCAGUGACAUGGAGGAAAAAAAUAGAUGAUGGUGGCAAUGAGAUGGUGAUCAAUGAGAGUUCCCGUUGGAAAAUCGCAGAGAACGGAUCUCUCGUUUUCAAGAAGAUUGACAAAAACGAUGAGGGUCUCUACUCCUGCGAAGUGUCCAACGGUGUUGGGGAAAACAUCAAAAAAGCAGCCAAGCUGGACGUCAAAGCUCCGCCUCGUAUCAGUUCGGCGUAUCGGAUCAAGAGUGCCCGCAAAGCAGAAUCAACUACCCUGGUGUGUGAGGCAGAAGGUGACCAGCCACUCAUCACAUCAUGGGCUAAAAAUGGCGUCCAACUUCAGACAACUGGACGGAUCCAGAUGAAUGAAGAAUUGUCUGCAACAGGUGUCAUAGCUCAAUUUACCAUCCUGUCCACUCACAGGAACGACGGAGGAUCUUACACGUGUUCCGCGAAGAACAAAUUCGGUGAAGUCAACAACACCAUCAUUCUUCGCAUUGUUGAACCACCGGAGCGACCUGUCUCAGUGAAAGUUGGAGACGUAUGGAGCAGAGCGGCCACCGUCUCUUGGUCAGCCCCCUUUGAUGGCAACAGUCCCAUCACACAAUAUAUCGUCCACUACUGGAAAGAUAUCGAAGGGGCUUCGCAUAGACUUCAGGAACGGAGUGUACCACCCACCCAGACAACCGUUCUUCUGGGAGAUCUGCAGCCAGGUACCACCUACCUGUUGAGGGUGGUCGCAGAGAACGACGUCGGAAGAGGAGAAUCUUCAGAACCCUUCAAAUUACGAACGGAGGAAGAAGCCCCUUCGGCACCCCCAACUGACGUCACAGUUAUUGCAACCGGACCGACCAGCGUCUCAGUGACGUGGAAGGCCCCUCCGCGGGAACAUUGGAACGGCCGGUUGUUGGGUUAUUACGUGGGCCACAAGCGUCACCAAUCUAUGGAACCGUUUGCCUAUCACACAGUGCCGGCUGGAAGGUCCACCCACGCUGACUACAGGCUGACCAGACUUCAAAAAGCCACCCGAUACUCGGUGGUUGUGAAAGCUUUCAAUUCUGUGGGAUCAGGUCCUGAAUCUCACGAACUGCUUGUCGAGACAUCUGACAAAGACAGCCUGAAACCCCCUCACCUGUACGUGUCUGAAACAAGUGACACCGCUGCUCUAUUAGAAUGGGAACAUCCCAGAGACCUGCCAGAAAAUGUUUUCACACAUUAUAUGGUCUACUAUAGACCUGGAUCAGAAGGCAACUGGCACAGUGUGCACGUUCCUUCGAAAGAUAAGAAGUUCAAGCUGACCUCUUUGGAGAGCGGCACCAAAUACCAGGUCUAUCUGACCGCUUACAGCGAAUCGGGAGUGUCGGAUCCAUCUGAUACACUCACGCUUCUAACAGAAGGCAAGGCACUAACGCCAUCUAUCGUUAGCCAUCAUGGUGACACGCCAUAUUUUCUAAAACUACACUUCAUAGUACCAGUAGCGGCAUCUAUCGUCAUUAUAGUUAUAGUAAUUGUAGUAGCCUGGGUUUGGGUAAAGAAAGCUCAAUUUAGAGAUGAAAGAGAAGCAGCUCGGGUGUCUUUGUACGCCGAAGCCUACUAUACUUUGCCCCACAAGACUGCCUAUUUCCCUCCUCAAAAUGCCGGUGGAUCAGGUGUAACGGUUGCUGGAGGUCCAGUUGUACCAUCAGACGAUGCUUAUGACAUACCGUGGGACAUUCCUGUAGCAGCCAGGCCCAAGCAAUAGAGGUAUUUAAGUGCAAUCAUCGAACAAAACGAAAAAAAAAACUUAUUAUACUACUUAUGAAAAUGCAUUUUCUACUAUUUUGUAAGGAAUUAUUAGUGAGUGAAGUGUUCGUGCAUUUUGGUGUCAUUAUUUUUAGCGUCAAUUUUUCCCAUUUGUGCAUUUAAAGAAGAAGAAGAAGAGUUGUACAUAUUUGUAAAUGUUUCAUUUCAUUCAUGUGAUUGUCUCUACUUACUGCAUUCAUUUUUCUUUUGUAAGAAAUGCUUCUUCUCAAAUAAAUGUUUGUAUUCGUAUUAUAA